UCCCCCUACCUCCCCCCAGGCUCGCGCUCGGCGGCGGCGGCGGUGUCGGUGCCGCCGGGAGCGGACGGACCCGAGGUGAAGGUGGGGGGCCGGGGUCCACCGGCCGCGGCCGAACCGGCACGCCUCUCCCACCCUCCCCGCGCCCCCCGUGUGGCCCCCACGGCUAACAGUCGCGCGGCCAAACGCGGCCCACGGGCAGGGCGCGGAAAAAGAGUAGACGCGAGGCCGGGGACGGGGGGGCGGGCGGCGAGGAAGGGGCGCACCCACCACCCCUCCUGGCCUACGGCGACCCCGCCUACAUCGGCGCACUGGGACCCUCGGAGUAGCCUCUGUCUGCCUCCAACCCAGGAUCCAACCCCCCGAGUUCUGAGUCCACCUGCUCUUAAUGCCUCUCUGAUCAGAAUCAGGCCUCUUCACCAGUCCAAGCCCCAGCUUCCCUAUUGACAAGCUGGCUAUGAAGAGCUGGGUCUGCCUCAUCCUCCCAGAUAUAUAAGGGAGGCUCAGUCACUUGCUGGACAGCACUUGCAAGGAGACAUAAUGCAAGACUCCCAACUGUGGCCCAUGGACCUCUGAGGAGGCGUCGUAAGUCCGCCCAGCUCCCCACUUGCUGUGCUCCCACUCAAUGGGAAGGGAACCAAGGUACCAGGGCCUAGUGGGUCCGGACACCAACACAGAUUCUGAGAGGGCAGGUCAAUCAGGCCUUGUCCAGCCAUCAGCCACGGCCUCUCGACAGCACCAGGAUGGAAGUCAAAGGUCAGCUGAUUAGCUCUCCCACCUUCAAUGCCUCAGCUGCCCUGUUUGGAGAGGCUGUCCCCCAGGCGAAGUCAGAGCGUCUGCGGGGGCUGCUUGACCGGCAGCGGGCCCUGCAGGAGGCCCUGAGCCUGAAACUUCAGGAGCUCCGCAAAGUGUGUCUCCAGGAAGCGGAACUGACUGGCCAGCUGCCCCCCGAGUGCCCGCUGGAGCCUGGUGAACGGCCCCAGUUGGUCCGCCGGCGGCCCCCUGCAGCCCGAGCCUACCCUCCGCCGCACCCCAACCCAGCACACCACUCCUUGUGCCCUGCUGAGGAGCUGGCCCUUGAGGCCCUGGAGCGUGAGGUGUCCGUGCAGCAGCAGAUUGCGGCGGCCGCCCGCCGCCUGGCGUUGGCCCCUGAGCUGAGCAUCGAGCAACGCCGGCGCCGGCGCCAGGUCCAGGCAGAUGCACUGCGGAGGCUGCAUGAGCUGGAGGAACAACUUGGGGACCUCCGUGCCCGACUUGGCCUCCCAGUGCUCCCACCACCACAGCCCCUACCCCUGUCCACAGGGGCAGUUAUCACAGCCCAAGGAGUCUGCUUGGGUACACGCCUCGCUCAGCUCAGCCAAGAGGACGUAGUUCUGCAUUCCGAGAGCAGCUCCCUAUCAGAGUCUGGGGCCAGCCAUGAUAAUGAGGAGCCUCGUAGCUGCUUCCCUCUAGCUGAGCGCCCCUCGCCGCCCAAAGCCUGGGACCAGCUGCGGGCAGUGUCGGGGGGCAGCCCUGAGCGGCGAACCCCAUGGAAACCACCACCAUCAGAUCUUUAUGGGGAUCUGAAGAGCCGGCGGAACUCUGUGGCCAGCCCCACCAGCCCCACACGCUCGCUGCCCAGGAGUGCCUCCAGUUUUGAGGGGCGAAGUGUGCCUGCCACCCCUGUCCUCACCCGGGGCGUUGGCCCCCAGCUCUGCAAACCCGAAGGCCUCCAUUCUCGCCAGUGGUCCGGCAGCCAGGACUCCCAGAUGGGCUUUCCCCGGGUGGACCCGGCCUCUGACCGUGCCUCCCACUUCGCAGCUCGCACCCGCCGCAGCAACAGCUCUGAGGCCCUGCUUGUGGACCGGGCGGCUGGCGGGGGAGCUGGCUCCCCGCCGGCACCUCUGGCUCCCCCUGCCGCUGGCCCCCCGGUCUGCAAGAGCAGCGAGGUGCUGUAUGAGCGCCCCCAGCCAACCCCUGCCUUCUCCUCCCGAACGGCCGGCCCCCCAGACCCUCCCCGGGCUGCUCGGCCUAGCUCAGCUGCCCCUGCCUCCCGAGGGCCCCCCCGGCUCCCGCCUGUGUGUGGGGACUUCCUCUUGGACUAUUCCCUGGACCGGGGCCUGCCCCGCAGUGGUGGUGGGGCAGGCUGGGGGGAGCUGCUGCCAGCGGCUGAGGUCCCAGGACCCCUCUCCCGCCGGGACGGGCUCCUCACCAUGUUCCCAGGUCCACCACCUGUAUAUGCAGCUGAUGGCAGCAGCCCCCUCCUCCGCAGCAAGGAUCCCCACACCCGUGCCACCCGCACCAAGCCCUGUGGCCUGCCCCUAGAAGCCACCGAGGGACCAGAGGUGCAUCCCAACCCUCUGCUGUGGAUGCCCCCCCCCACCCGUAUCCCCCCAGCUGGUGAGCGCAGCGGCCAUAAGAACCUAGCCCUGGAGGGGCUGCGGGACUGGUACAUCCGCAACUCGGGACUGUCUGCUGGGCCCCAGCGCCGGCCUGUGCUGCCCCACACGGGCCCGCAACACCCGCCCUUCCUCCAUGCCCGCUGCUAUGAGGUGGGCCAGGCGCUGUAUGGGGCCCCCAACCAGGCGCCGCUCCCGCACUCGAGGAGUUUCACGGCACCCCCUGUCUCCGGCAGAUACUACGCGGACUUCCUGUAUGCCCCGGAGCUGAGCGCUCGUUUAAGUGACCUGACGCUAGAGGGGGAGCAGUCCUCCAGUUCUGACUCUCAGACCCCGGGGACACUGGUCUGACCCCUUCUCAUAUGCUCCAUGUUGGCCUGGGCACAGCUUUAGUCUGGGGAGCACACAGCUGACCUCGCUGAACCCUGGGGUGUGGUUGCUCUCAGUCCUGGGGCGGGGGUGGGGGGUGCCGAACCUGAUCUUCCAAGGCCCCUGACUCCUUGUGGACCCACGAAGGUGUCUGACACCCUGCUUCCCCUCUCACACUGUGCUGGGAACUGGGGCCCUCAGCCAGCUUAAAAGAGGGGGGAUGGUGUAAUGGGGACUCCAAGCCCCUUCCUCCAUUUCUGUUUACAGUUGUGAUUAGAUAUUCGCUGUCUUUCCCCCAACACUGGACGUUUUUAUAAAAGGGAAACUGUGAUCUCAUCCGGGUUGGGCUCAUUCCUGUCCCCAUGCCCAGCCUAUUCCAUUCAGGAACCCCCUCCACGAAACGGACUAUAGAGGGUCUUGAGGCCCUGUUUGGGACAGCCAGGAGAGACUCUAGUGUGAACAGAACCCCCUGCCACCCCUCACCAGGGCAGUUCUCGGGGAGAUGGGCUCUCUGCCCACAUUAGGAAGGACUAAAGUCUGGGUAGGGGCCUUGGGCUCAUUUUCCUGCCCCCAGGGCUGCCCGAAGGAACCCCAGUCCCUGUCUGCCUGUCUGUGCCCGCUGCCUCUGCCCACAAGAUGUGAUGGCCCAGCCUCUGGUGGCAGCCUCUGCCCUGUCAAUCCCCAAUCAGGAAGCCCUGCAGGAGGGCCAGAGGGCAGAGCCGUCAGGUGUGUUGUGUCCUGGGAUGCUGCGGUGGUGGAACCUGGCAUCUGGUGGAUGCCAGUAAAAUCCUCAGGUGACGUCUGGCCAGAGGCUGCGUCACAUCUUCCUUGGCUUUCUUUCUAUCCACCACUUUUUAAAUCUAUACAAGCUGUGUUUUCUAUGAUACCUAUCUGUGACUUUCUGGAGGUGGGGGUCCCCCUACCUCCUUUACCUGGUGUUAAACUUUUCUUUUUCUACCAAUGGAUCUGGGCCCAAGACACUACCCACACUGGAAGGGGAUUUCUAUAAUAAAUGUGUAAACUGAACCGA
Molecule: messenger RNA, 3774 nt
Organism: Suricata suricatta (meerkat)
Lineage: Eukaryota; Metazoa; Chordata; Mammalia; Carnivora; Herpestidae
Gene: CCDC120
Product: coiled-coil domain containing 120
Exons: 13
Coding region: 741-2726 (661 amino acids)
Source: RefSeq, a predicted model, not a curated record